Molecule: messenger RNA, 693 nt
Organism: Caenorhabditis angaria
Lineage: Eukaryota; Metazoa; Nematoda; Chromadorea; Rhabditida; Rhabditidae
Source: the annotation of a GenBank genome assembly
AUGAAUACAAACAGUCGUGUGCUUUUAUUAAUAUGUUGUUUAUUGAUUUUUACACUAAACGUGUCAGGUAAUUUUUUUUGUUGGAAUUUGGUUUGAAACUAAUUAAUUAUUUGAUUUUUUUGAGGUGAGGGAUCUGGACAUAAUUUUGGUCAAAAGGAUGAUGUUCAUGAUGAAGAGUGAGUUUUAGAAAUAAAAUUAUUGAAAAACCAAACUACAGUAUGCAUUUUUUGAACUCGGUAGUUUACUGUAAUUAAAUUUGUAUUUUCUGAAACUUUUUUUUUGAUUUUUGGUAAAUUUCAUUUCAGAGAAAAAUUUUAAGUUGAUUUUUUUUGAAAAAAAGCAAUGUCGAUUUUCAGACAUAUAAAACAGCAUUUGGAAAAUAAAAUAGAAGUAGAAAAAUUAUCUGAAGAACAGCAGAGAUUCCAUUAUUUUUCAAUGCAUGAUUUGAACAAGGAUAAUUUUAUUGAUGGAAUUGAAAUCUUGAAAGCUUUGAUGCACGAACAUACGAGAACUGAGAAUGGUAGGAAAAUUAUAGUCUUACCCAAAAAAAAUAUUGAAUAUUCAGAUGCACCUGGGAGACCAGUUCAAAAUGAAGUUGAAAUCGAAAGACUUGUUGAUGCUGUUCUUGAAGAUCUUGAUCAAAAUGGGGAUGGAGUUAUUGAUUAUUCGGAAUAUUUGAAAAGACAAUCGUAA